This is a messenger RNA of Tetranychus urticae (two-spotted spider mite), 1194 nucleotides long. Lineage: Eukaryota; Metazoa; Arthropoda; Arachnida; Trombidiformes; Tetranychidae. The record is from RefSeq and is a predicted model, not a curated record.
GGGUUAGGAAAAAAUGCAGUCUAUUGGUAAUUUAAAAUUCUAGUUGUUUUUCAACAAUCGGUCACAAUUUAGGAGUUACGUGGGAACAUAUUAAUUAAAGUUUAGCCCAACCGAGUCUAGAGCUGGUUCAUUACGCAUUAAAGGUUAUUGAAUCCAUUGAAGUCUCUAUAUAUGUUUAUAACUUCAAAGGAGUCUGAAAGGUUGAAAAGUGCCCUGAAAAACAAAUGGAAAGAUGGAGGAUGAUUAAUUGUAUCAACCUUAUCGGUCAACCUGGAACGGGGAAUAACCUUUUCUUCAUCUUUUCCCACUCUUAUUUGCCAUCAUCAACAUCACCGAUCAUAGAGAAAUGGUUACUCUUAUCUUCAUCACUUUCCAUCUCAACCUUGUUAACCUGAAGACCCUCUAGUUAAAGCUAAAAUAAGGUUGACUGGCCAUUAGCACACAAAUUGACUGGACAAGCCCAUCUUCAAACCGUCAUCUUCUCGUCUCAACUUUAACUUGUUUAACCAGUAAAAUAUUGCCUUCUCUCUUUCACUCUUACUCAUAAUCCACUCACUCUCAUCUUAUAGAAAUCACUUUCUCUCUCGAACUCAAAGUCUCAUGUAAGCUUUUUCUCUAAUUCACAGAAUCUUGAGACUUGAGAAUUUUUAGUUCUAAUUCUUGUUUCUUUUCAACCAACGUUGUGAUUAAUUCCCACUAAUCAACAUUAUGAUUAUAUUAUUAAUCAAUUUGCUUCUUUUAUGCUCAACAACUGUCCAUUCUUACAUUACUUGGAUUGAAGCUCGAGUUCCUCUUCAGGGCAAUCGACCAGCACCAGGAACACCAUGGCCAUUACCAAAACAGCUAAACCAAACAGAGAAAACACUCUUUUUAAAUCCAAUGGAGUUUUAUUUCACUACAAAUGGACGAUUCUGUGAUAUUCUUGAUGCAUCUUUAACUCGCUAUCGACCCAUCAUUUUUCAAGAUUUCAACGUAUCAACAGUUGGCUUCUCGGAUAGACCUGAGUUACGAUCUUUAAUGGUUAGAGUUGAUAAUCCUCAAGAGUGUGACUAUCCUCAAUUGGGUGACGAUGAAUCGUACACACUGGUUAUCCCAAAAAAUUCAAGUCAAGCAAUCCUACAAGCCAAGACAGUUUGGGGUGCUCUAAGAGGUUUGGAAUCCUUUAGUCAACUGGUUUACCACGAUGAUGGAUCA